Molecule: messenger RNA, 1276 nt
Organism: Ixodes scapularis (black-legged tick)
Lineage: Eukaryota; Metazoa; Arthropoda; Arachnida; Ixodida; Ixodidae
Product: putative nuclease HARBI1
Exons: 2
Coding region: 193-1074 (293 amino acids)
Source: RefSeq, a predicted model, not a curated record
UUCAUAGAUGUAACUUGACUCGAACUUGACUUGAAGCCGUCUUGAAAAGACGCCAUCGCGUUUCAUAAAUCCUCCUUGACUUGAAACGCGAACUUGAAGCGAUCUUGACUUGAUCCAAAUCUUCAAAAUUUCAAGACAGCGUUGUACCUGUCUUGAACGUGACUUGAGCUUGACUUGGGCGAGUUUUCCAAGAUGUCGGCUUCCGACGUCGCUCGGAGAAUCGCGGCGUUCGAGUUUGCCUCCCGCGCCUCUGACCUCAUCUUCGGCAACGUGUACGCGUUACCGAGAGUCCCGCGGCCAUCGGUUCGAGACCGCGAAAACCCAAUGGAGAGGUACAACGACGGGCAGUUCCUCGCGCGGUACCGCUUCACGAAGGGAACCGUGCGGGAGCUGCUCGCCACGCUACCUCUUCAAGCGAGCGCUGACAACAGGGGUCUGCCGCUGCCCCCAAUGCUGCAACUCCUGGUGACCCUGCGGUUCUACGGUGCCGGGGCGUUUCAGAUUGUCACGGGGGACCUCGUCAACGUGUCCCAGCCGACAGUCUGCCGCACGGUCGGAGUCGUGACGCGCCUGAUCGCACGGCAUCUGUUCAAAGAACUCGUGCAUUUUCCGGACGCUUCCCAAUUAAACACUGUGAUGCGCGAAUUCUUCGAGAUCGCCGGAUUCUCCGGCGUUACGGGCUGCAUUGACUGUACCCACGUGCGAAUUAACAGCCCCGGCGGUGACGACGCGGAAGUAUACCGCAACCGCAAAGGAGUGUUCUCCAUCAAUGUCCAGGCUGUCACCGGUCCGCAGCUUCAGUUUUUUGAUGUCGUGGCAAGCUGGCCCGGGUCUGUCCACGACAGCCGCAUCUUUGACAAUUCGAGGCUGCGGGUCAUGUACGAGGAGCACCGACUGCCCGGGCAUCUGCUGGGAGACAUGGGCUAUGCAUGCUUCCGCUUUCUAAUGACUCCCCUUGCACAGCCCGUUAGAGCAGACACACCACGGGGCAGGCAAGUAAAUCCUAGAAGUGCUUCAGCACUUGGUCUGGUCUGCACAAGCACUUCCUAUGAUCAAAUGCAUUUUGGGGAGUAGAUGGAAACAAAAUAGCGCUGGUUUUGCAAACAUAGACUAUUAUUUGGAGUUCAAAGGAGCCGACAUGGGAGCAGAGGGCUUGUCAAUAGCCAAGAUGACUGGUGGAUGCAUCCGCAGUGAAUCUCUAAAAAGGGAAUAAAGCGAGGGCCUACCACUUAAAUCAGUGCACAUCUAUGCGGAGGGCAAGUUCGUCUGCUUCUUG